Scleropages formosus (Asian bonytongue) is the source of this 1028-nucleotide messenger RNA. It is a transcript of the gene tmem141, whose product is annotated as transmembrane protein 141. The transcript has 5 exons. The record is from RefSeq and is a predicted model, not a curated record. NCBI's taxonomy places the organism in Eukaryota, Metazoa, Chordata, Actinopteri, Osteoglossiformes, Osteoglossidae. Bases 65 to 451 code for a protein of 128 amino acids.
CCGACCGGUGUCUCUCAGUCCUGAGACUGGAGCGCAGUUUAGCGGAGUUGCUCCGUAGAGUAAAAUGGUCAAUCUCGGGGUGACGAAGGUCGACGAUGCUGUCGCUUCCAAACAUCCGGGCUUACAGCAGUAUGCCGCCUGUCAGUCUGCAGCCUUCAUGAAGGGAACAGGCACCUUCAUCCUGGGCACUGCGGGAUUCUUUGCCACGCAGAAAGUGCUUCAGAAGAGGCUCCCGUAUCCGCUUCAGUGGAACCUGCUGCUCUCAGUUGUGGCUGGCUCGCUGUGCAGCUAUGCAGUGACGCGCUCGGAGACCCAGAGGUGCUCUGACUUGUGGGUGUACCUGGAGACGAGCAACUACCCAGGCAGAGCAGCACCCAACGUAGAAGAAACCCCUUCAACCGCCUCGCCUCCUGGCCCUAAAACAACGCAAUAUGGAGACGUCAUGGAGUGAUGGCAGAUGAACGGCUAACGCACCUACAAAUCGCUCUUUCUCCUCUCCGCAAACACUACACGAUAAUCUGAUCACUUGUUACGAACAGGAACAUGGUACUUUUUUUAAUUUUUGAGGAGGAAUGUGUAAUACUGGGAAACUCCUUAAACUGCCGUACAACUGGUGCAGGAGGAGUCACUUUGAAAAACAGUGAUUUGAUGUGGAUUCGCACCUUUGGGUUUGGAACAGCAGUAGGGCUCAAGUUUCUCUGAGCAAAUAGAUCCCCAGCAAAUGGCGUAUCCGUAGGUGUAACAAGGCGGGGUUGGGCAAAAGGAUGUCUUCACCCUGUAUUCAAGCAAGUUUUGUUUGUCCCCCCAGUAUUUGUGUACAACUCCUGUAAGAGUUAUUCAUCUUUUUUGACCCCCAUUACAAACAAGUCGUUAUACAAGUAUAUAAACCAACAGUUUUGGCUCCUCAUAUUAAAGAUUUGUGCAGUCUGUAUUUUUGCCAGAAUGAAUUAUUUAUACCUAAUUGCAAUUACUGAUAGAUUACAGUUUUCCAGUUACUACUCCAUAAACUUUCUAAACAUUUUAACUAG